Molecule: messenger RNA, 4343 nt
Organism: Entelurus aequoreus (snake pipefish)
Lineage: Eukaryota; Metazoa; Chordata; Actinopteri; Syngnathiformes; Syngnathidae
Product: transcription factor Sp4-like
Exons: 7
Coding region: 534-2798 (754 amino acids)
Biological process (GO): regulation of transcription by RNA polymerase II
Molecular function (GO): DNA-binding transcription factor activity, RNA polymerase II-specific; RNA polymerase II cis-regulatory region sequence-specific DNA binding
Source: RefSeq, a predicted model, not a curated record
AGCGCGUCCGCCCACAAAAGCCACAGCGACCCCAGCGUAUCUUCCCCUUUUUUGUGUGAAUUACACUGAAAAACGCAUUAAAAAACGAGAAAUAGGGACAAUAGUCCAGGCGGCGGGUUGUCUUCGAAGGCGGACGGACGGCGACGACGUGUCGCGCGGCGUCUGACGCUGGACGAAGCGGCGGAGGAGGAGGGUGUUGUCCUGAUGCUUACAUGGAAGUGGGUGGGCCUUCACGGUGAUACACUGCCAACGCUGUGGAUACCGACCUGACAAGCGCUAAUUUGUCCCGUCUAUGGACCGUUUACCCGGCCGAAGAGGCACACGACGCGGCUGCCGGCGCCCAACGUCCGUGUGGGGGAGCGGCUGGAGUGCUGUCCGUUAUUUCUGUUGAGGCUGAGCCUCCGCUUGGCGCCGCCCUUCCUGGACGGUGGGUGGUUUCGUGAAAACGGCCCGGAUCCCCGUCCUCCGCCUUCGUACCCGGCCUUCCUUCUUCCGUGAACUACACCCUCUCCCUCUCCGUAUAUUCAUGCGUUAUGAGUGACUCCAAGAAGGAAUCAUCUGGAACUGAAGGCGGGAAAGCAUCGAAAAAGGGGAAAAAUUCUGCAUCACAGGAUUCCUCGCAGCCCUCUCCCUUGGCUCUGCUCGCCGCCACCUGCAGUAAGAUCGGAGGGCAGGAGGGAGCCGAGGGCGCUCAGGCUCAGGCGGGGCCCCAGCAGAUCCAGCUCCAGGCUGGUCAGAUCCAGCUGCAAGCGGGGCAGCUCCAGGGUCAGUUUGUUGUGGACACAUCCGGGGGCCAGGCCUUGGUGCAGCAGCAGCUGGAACUGGUCCCGGCUCAGUUCACGGGGAACGGGUGGCAGAUCAUCGCGGCGGCUCCGACUAUGGCCAAGGAGAACACCAACCAGCCUGUUGCUGUAACGGUUCCCACCAGCCUGCCUAAUGACGGCUCACCUGGACGCAAGGUGAAGGCCGUUGCGGGGACCAACAGUGUGUCUGCCAACCAGCAACAGCAGUUUCAGAUAAUCCAGGUUCAGAACCUACCCAGUGCCGGAGGCGGGGUCCAGUAUCAAGUCAUCCCUCACCUGCAGACCGCUGAUGGACAGCAGAUCCAUAUCAACCCGACUCAGACGGCCUCUAUCGGGACUUUACCCGAGCAUGUUCAGAUUAUCCAGAGUCCGAGUCAAGGCCAGGCUCAGGCCAUUCUCCAGCCGGCCAAUCAGCAGACGAUGCUGUCAAGUACCACCAGCCAGACGGUCCCCCUGCAGAUUCGCCCUGCUCAGUCUUUCCCCCUGCAGCUGCAGACCCUUCAGGGCUCUCAGACCCCGGUCAUGACCACGGUGCCCAUAAACCUCGGUGGCAUGACCCUGGCAUUGCCUGUGAUCAAUAAUGUCGGAGGCGGCGGCACCAUGCAGCUUAUCCAAUCAGCAGAUGGCACUUUCUCUGUUGCCAAUGGCAACCAAUUGGUGACAACAGCGGCACUUUCUGUUCCGGCAGCCGCCGGAUCCAUAACAACGCUGGCCGCAGGUGACGGCGCGUCAGACGGGACGCAAGUGGUCUCCGCCGGGAUGGAGGUUAUGACGACUGACAACCAAGCACAAAGUGCCGAGGCGGAUUCACAAAGUCAGAACCAGGCCAACGGAGUUCAGAGUCAGGCGGACAUGCCAGGAACCAUUCAGCAGGUGAUCGUAGGGCAGGUGGGACAUCAGUUAGUGCAGCAGAUCCAGCUGCAGCAUCCACAGACUCCAGGUCAAAGCCAAGCCCAGCAGCCCCAGCACAUCCAGACUCUACAGCUGGCACCGGGUCAAACCCUGCAGCCCAUUCAGGCCUUUCAGAAUCCAGCCCAGGUCCUUAUCCGCACACCCACCCUGUCCCCGACUGGACAGAUCACCUGGCAGACGCUGCAGCUGCCCGGCGGUGUGUCCCUGCAGGGCAGCCUGGGAGCUGCAAUGCCACAGCAGCUCACACUGGCCCCAGUGGCCGGUGGCACCAGUGGAGGGCUGGUGUCCCUAAGCGGAGCCCCCCUGACGCUGAGCGCGGCUCAGAUCAACCCGGGGUCCGGUGUGCAGACGGUCAGCAUAGCCGGGCUGGGCAGCGCCGGGGUUCAAGUGCAGGGCAUGCCCCUCACUAUCACAGGUCUACAGGGUCAACCACAGGGGCAGGAUGGCGCCAAAGUCCAGUCGUCCCCUUUAACGGUCACGAUGGGUAACGUGGCGUCCGGCUCCUCGAUGAGUCCGGACCAGUUGGGAUCCGUGCAGAGCUCUUCAGACCAGGAAGGGCCGCCCAGCAAGAGGCUCCGUCGAGUCGCCUGCUCCUGCCCAAACUGUCGAGAUGGAGAGGCAAGGAACAGUGGGGACCCCACGAAGAAGAAGCAACACAUCUGCCACAUGGAAGGCUGCGGGAAGGUGUACGGCAAGACGUCCCACCUGAGGGCUCACCUGCGCUGGCACACGGGCGAGAGGCCGUUUGUCUGCAACUGGAUCUUCUGUGGCAAGAGGUUCACGAGGAGCGACGAGCUGCAGAGACACCGGAGAACGCACACAGGAGAGAAGCGCUUCGAGUGUCCCGAGUGCUCCAAGCGCUUCAUGCGCAGCGACCACCUCUCCAAGCACAUCAAGACUCACCAGAACAAAAAGGGCGGCGCCGCCGUGGCCAUCAUCACCACCGACGACAUGGAGGAAGACCCCCCCGAGGGCCUGGGCUCUUCCCCUCAAAUCAUGGCGGUCGCCCUCUCCCGUGACUCUGAGCCGGCCACGCCCACCACCUCCAACCACCUGGAGGAGGAAGAGGAGGAGUUUGAAUAAGGCAAAAAAAAAAAAAAAAGCUGGCGGAGGUCACGACAGGGACUUUGAAAUGUUCACUUUUUGAAAUAACUGAUCCAUACAUUGUGCGGGGAUGAAAGACAAACAUUGCGGUCCCACCGAUCUCUAUGCACAAAGUUCCUGUUUCCAACCUGUCAGACAGGGCUGAGGGUCAAUCAAGGUACAGGACUGUUGCAGAGCAGAGGGCAGUCUUGGGAUCAGAGUGUGUGUGUGUGUGCGUGUGUGUGUGUGUGUGUGUGUGUGUGUGUGUGUGUGUGUGUGUGUGUGUGUGUGUGUGUGUGUGUGUGUGUGUCAUGAAGAGGAUUUACCUAAUGUGAGUUUAGGUCCUCAGAUCUAACUCAGGUGUGGAUUCCUUUGGAGGAGACGAGGACAAUUCUUUCAAGAAAACAAAAAGCACAUAUAGAACGAUUUAUAAUGCAUUCCUAUUGAGCGCAGAGUGGCCAUUAGAGAGAGAGAGAGAAGAAAAAAAAAAGAAAAGGUUUCUAUUAAAAAGACAAAAACAAUCUAGCUUUCUACAACGAUGUGAGGUGAAAGCAAUACUUUAAUGACAAUCCCAGUGGGUCAUGUUUACAUUGAGACAAAUGAGAGCACACAUACAGCGGUUUGCUAAUUUCCUGCGUUUUGUCGUGUGUGCGUGUGUGUGUGUGUGUUCGAUUCCCGGCAGCAGUUUGUUUAUUACGGUUUGUGCUGCCCGUCCUGCUCUGUGACCCACAACUGCCUUAACACGAGCGGAGAGGGGAAGGCGGACCGUCUGGCGGCACAGGACGAGGAGUGGGAUGGGAAAGCGACGGCGGGAAGGGGAUUCAUGUGGUUGCCGUCGGGUUCAAACGUCGAUGACAUUUAUCAAACAAGACAAGAAGCAAGGAAAUAAACAGAGGCAGAAUUCAAUUUUGCUCAAUUGAGGAGACAUGUGUCGACCUGUAACCUCUUACAGUGUCACCCACGCUCUGGCGAAAAAGGUUUACGUCUCCUCCUUUAUUUGGACACUUCCUGUUUACACAACAACAUCUGCUUCCAAAAGAAAGGGGAGUAUGUAAACGGUCAUUGUUUUCUGUGACAUUAACACAAAAGAAAAAGAUGCCUCGGGCUUGGGCUGGUCCUGGAUUCAGCUUGAGCAGGUCUUCGAUGACAAAUAUAUAAGCCCCCCCCCUCCCGUCUCUUCCCGUCGUACACAAUGGAAUUUUCCAAGCCUUUGCUUGGUGCAACAAAGAUAGCCUCUUGUCACCAACCUUUUUGAAAGCAAGAGCUACUUCUUGGGUACUGAUUAAUGCGAAGGGCUACCAGUUUGAUACACACUUAAAUAAAUUGCCAGAAAUAGCAAAUUUGCUCAAUUUACCUUUAACUCUAUGUUAUUAUUAAUAAUUAAUGAUAUUUACACUUGAUUGAACGGUUUAAAAGGAGAAAACAUGAAAAAAAUUACAAUUAAAUUUUGAAACAUAGUUUAUCUUCAAUUUCGACUCUUUAAAAUUCAAAAUUCAACCGAAAAAAAGAAGAGAAAACUAGCUAUUUUGAAUCUUUUUGAAAAAA